Oryza sativa Japonica Group (Japanese rice) is the source of this 1801-nucleotide messenger RNA. RefSeq names its product protein DETOXIFICATION 16. Lineage: Eukaryota; Viridiplantae; Streptophyta; Magnoliopsida; Poales; Poaceae. The record is from RefSeq and is a predicted model, not a curated record. Gene Ontology annotation, cellular component: membrane. Gene Ontology annotation, molecular function: xenobiotic transmembrane transporter activity; antiporter activity. Gene Ontology annotation, biological process: xenobiotic detoxification by transmembrane export across the plasma membrane.
GGCUACUUGUAUGUAAUCUCCACGCAUUCCAAUGGCGGCUGCCUCCCACAAUUCGGUGGUCACUCGUCAGUCGUGUCGUCUGCUCACGCUCGCCAAGAAAGAUUGGCCAUGGAGAAGCCGGCGGCGAGCGUGGAGGAGCCGCUGCUUGUUGGCGCUGGCGAGAAGAAGGGCGAGAGCGCGGCCGCGGCGGAGCUGAAGCGGCUGCUCCGGCUGGCGGGGCCGCUGGUGGCGAGCGGCGUGCUGCGGAACGUGGUGCAGAUGGUGUCCGUCAUGUUCGUCGGCCACCUCGGCGAGCUCCCCCUCGCCGGCGCCUCCCUCGCCACCUCCCUCGCCAACGUCACCGGCUUCAGCCUGCUCUUCGGCAUGGCGAGCGCGCUGGACACGCUGUGCGGGCAGGCGUACGGCGCGCGCCAGCACCACCUCCUCGGCGUCUACAAGCAGCGCGCCAUGCUGGUGCUCGCCGUGGCCGCCGUGCCCAUCGCGCUCGUCUGGGCCAGCGCCGGCGAGAUCCUCCUCCUGUUCGGCCAGGACCCGGCCAUCGCCGCCGAGGCCGGCGCGUACGCGCGGUGGCUGAUCCCGUCGCUCGUCCCGUUCGUGCCGCUGGUGUGCCACAUCCGGUUCCUGCAGGCGCAGAGCGCCGUGCUGCCGGUGAUGGCGAGCUGCGGCGUCACGGCGGCGAGCCACGUGGCCGUGUGCUGGGCGCUGGUGCGCAAGGCCGGCAUGGGCAGCAGGGGCGCCGCGCUGGCGAACGCCGUCUCCUAUGGCGUCAACCUCACCAUAAUGUCUCUCUAUGUCAGGCUGUCGCGCUCCUGCGAGAAGACAUGGACUGGCUUCUCCAUGGAGGCCUUCAGGGAGCUCCGCCAGUAUGCGGAGCUCGCCAUCCCCGCGGCAAUGAUGGUCUGUUUGGAGUGGUGGUCAUUUGAAUUUCUUGUGAUGCUCUCUGGUCUUCUGCCCAAUCCUAAACUUGAAACCUCAGUGUUGUCGAUAUGUCUCAACACUGGUGCUCUGCUGGUCAUGGUUCCAAUUGGUCUCAGCACAGCUAUAAGCACGCGUGUUUGGAACGAACUAGGUGCCGGCAAUCCCCAGGCAGCGAAGCUGGCAACUCGAGUGGUCAUAUGUAUGGCCAUGACCGAAGGCUCGGUGGUUGCGUUUACGAUGAUUCUGUUGCGCAAUUCCUGGGGUCACAUGUACAGUGAUGAGGCUGAAGUUGUCACCUACAUUGCUCGUAUGAUACCUGUUCUAGCCAUAUCAUUCUUCAUUGAUGGGAUGCACAGCGCUCUUUCAGGAGUGCUCACUGGAUGUGGCAAGCAGAAGAUCGGCGCACGGGUAAAUCUUGGCGCAUUUUACUUGGCAGGCAUUCCUAUGGCCGUCUUUCUUGCAUUUGUGCUACAUCUGAAUGGAAUGGGCCUUUGGCUUGGCAUCGUUUGCGGGAGCCUCAGCAAGCUUAUCUUGCUCUUUUGGAUCACAAUGAGUAUAAACUGGGAGAAGGAAGUAAGUUAUCUGAGGAUGCCUACCAUUUUAUAUCAGGUCAACCAGGGCGAAAGAAUUGGUGUUCAGUUCAUCUCUUCCUGUAGCAUGAAGAAAAACAAUGCAUCAGAAUUUCAUGAUAUGGUGCAAUUGUUAUUGUGAAAGCAACACAGAACCAAAUGUUAUGAAGCUCGCCUUUCAUCUUUAAGCACCCAGUUUAUUAACAUUUGUAACAUGAAUUUUUGUUCUUGUGAUAACACCUAUUUAAUAUUUUUUUUCUUGUUCAGAUUGUACUCUGUAAACUAAGGAUAUAUCUUAUAUGCAUCGAUUAAUU